GUUGUCAAAACCACUGAUUAUCAUGCACACGCUUCCUCCCUCCUCUUCUCCUUCUUCUCUCUCUCUUUAAAAUGGCCAAAACCCAACCCAACUGUACCCUUUUGAGUUAAAGGCCUACCUUUCUUUUUCUUUUUCUCUCUUUCACUUUUAUCUGUUUGCAAGUUCGUUGCGAUUUGCAAGGAUUAAAGAGGAUGUGACUUGAGUGUAAUUGAUGGCAAGAGUGAAAAACCCACUACCAGAAAGCAAAGUCUGAGAGAAAGAGAGAGAGAGAGAGAGAGAGAGAGAGAGAGACGGAUUUACUACACAGACGACACUGAUGAUGGGUUUUCUUUUUGAUGAGGAGUUGUAAAUCAAAUUUAUGCCAUUUCUUUCUGAAACAGCAGAGAAUAAAAAUACACCCUUUCUCUUGCUCUUCUUCAUGUCCCUUAAUCUUGAUCACAUGGUUUGCAUGCAACUUGUUAUGAUGAGACUUGGUUUUUUAUCUUCUUCAGGGAAUCCAGUUUUUGUUUACUUCUUCUUUAGUUCUUCCUGAGAACAGAGAUCUAGGAGGCUUUCCAAUUUUUCAGAGUUUUAUUUAUCAGGGUAAUAUUUACUCGAAUAUAAUUACAGGAAUUAUUUUGUUGGGCUGAGGAGUAUCUGAGAAGAGGGGGAGUUAUGCUGAGAAAUAGAUCCAGAGCAGUGACAGGCAAGCAAUCCUUAAUGACUGAUCACAGCUCUCAACCAUCACCCACCCAAAAACGCACCAGAGCUGUUCCAUCUUUCUUUGGUUCUCCAAGAUUCAGAGCUUUCAUAGCAAAGGGUCUCUCUGAAACUGAAGCAAUAAUUAGUCCAACCUCAAUUCUUGACACCUUACCAUUUUCACCUUUUGGAACACACCCCUUCUCAUAUGACAGAAACCAACCAAAAUCCCCAAAAACUUUCUUGACAAACAAACACUCAUGGGAAAAAAACGACUCCAAAGGCGUUGGCCUUCUUGCUCUUGAAGAGAGUUCUUCAAAACCCAGAAAUGGAAAGGUUUUCUUUGGUACAAAGCUUAGAGUUCAAAUCCCUCCUCUACCACCCUCCACAAUUUCUCCAGCUGAUCAGUCUCCAAUAUCGACGGCUGAGAAUUCGCAAUUAUCAGAGUUGGGAUCUCCAGGAGUUGUCACGGGCAGUCUCUCAGUGAGGGAAAUGGAGCUUUCUGAGGAUUAUACGUGCGUGAUAUCUCGUGGGCCUAUACCAAGAACGACGCGUAUAUUUGAUAACUGCAUUGUGGAGAGCUACUGUUCUUUGCCGGGGGAGCCAAACCCUGCGUUUCAGGACUUCCUCAGCGUCUGCUACACUUGCAAGAAGAAUCUUGAACAAAGUAAAGACAUUUACAUUUACAGGGGUGAAAAAGGCUUUUGCAGUAAGGAAUGCCGCCACAGAGAAAUGCUGUUAGAUGGAGUGGAGAAUUCUGAAUUUGAUGAUGCACAUACGACAUUUUCUUAAUCAAACAGUCUUUUGUUCCUUCACGGCUCUCUCAAAAAGCCUGCGUUUUUCAGAAGGAUAUAUAUAUAUCGUCACCUUCCCCUGUUCUUGAUCAUGAUCACUCGAGGACGAUUUAUUUUAGGGACCAAAACUGUAAGAUCAGAGUGGGGGGUUUUUUGUUUUUUGUCUUUAUUUUUUGGCCUUUUUCUAAUUUUUUUGAUCUUUGUAUUUGCUUUUUUCACCCUCUCCCCGUGCAGAUAAAGAGAUAAGAGAGGAUGACAUAUUGUAGAGUUGAUUUUGCUCAAGUGACAGAAUAAUUUGAUUGGUCCUAGGCCUUUCCCA
Alnus glutinosa is the source of this 1791-nucleotide messenger RNA. RefSeq names its product FCS-Like Zinc finger 8-like. The transcript is spliced from 3 exons. Lineage: Eukaryota; Viridiplantae; Streptophyta; Magnoliopsida; Fagales; Betulaceae. The coding region runs from base 655 to 1470 and encodes 271 amino acids. The record is from RefSeq and is a predicted model, not a curated record.